AUGGCCCUUGACUCCGCACCUCACCCGACGGACGCCGCCAUAUCGCACCUAUGGCACUUCAUCGAGACCCGAGGCCUGGAUCUGGACGUGGGCAGUUCCCAAGAUCCAAGGCAAGGGUCUGCGCGCAACGACUCUUCAGGCGGCGGAACUCUUAGCCAGACGGCAGGUAGCAAAGGAUCGUCACUCGGCAAGUUGGGGACAACAUUCAUUCCUGUAUCCGUCUUCACGGCCGUGUGUCUCGUCAUAUUCAUCCUUCUGCGCCGGUUCUGCAAACGUGUGUAUGCACCGAGGACCAUCCCAGAGCUGAGAAGCCCCGAUGUGCCCAGCCCGCCUUUACCUGGAGGAUGGCUGAACUGGAUUGUUCCCUUUUUCAAGACACCCGACACCAUCGUUUUGAACCAUGGCUCCCUCGACGGCUUCUUCUUCCUACGAUUCUUAAAGGUCCUCCGCAAUAUUUGUCUUGCUGGCUGCCUCAUCACGUUUCCCGUGCUAUUUCCCAUCCAUGCCACAGGGGGCAGUGGACUCACCCAGUUGGAAAUGUUGACCAUAGGCAAUGUCAAGGAUCCUCAAAAGCUACUUGCCCACGUCUUCGUGGCGUGGGCCUUCUUUGGGUUCGUGCUUUACAUGAUUGUACGAGAGUGCAUCUACUACGUCAACCUCCGUCAGGCGUACCUGUCGUCGCCGUACUAUGCAGACCGAAUCUCCUCCCGCACGAUUCUACUUACAUGUGUCCCAAAGGAAUACCUGGACGAGCGUCGUCUCCGGAAGCUGUAUGGGGACUCGGUGCGGCGUGUGUUUAUUCCGCGAACAUCCAAAGCCCUCGUCAAGAUGGUAAAAGAGCGAGAACAAACGGCCGAGCGGCUGGAAAAGGCUGAGAUUGCACUGAUCCGAAUCGCGAACCUGGCUCGACAAAAGCAACUGGCCAAGGAUUCGAAGCUUGCGGAACCUUCCACCGCCGCAGCGUCCAUCACUGAAUCGACGGGCUCGAAACAAGACUUGGUCGUGGUCCCGAGUGAUAGCACUGCUAAUGAUACUUGCAGAGGUGAUCUGGAUGAGGCGGAAUCGCCAGGGUCAAUAAUUCGCCUGGAAUCUCUACGACGCAACCCCGAUAAAGACAACGACGACACCAGCCAGCAUGAAGGCAUCAAAUUGAAUAGCAUCAUGGCGGACGAGAAUGAAAAAUUGGACCAAGAUGACGGCGAGUAUGAGCACCCAUACGGUCUAUCGAUGGAUCUCCCGGAUGUUAGAGGAUCUGUUGCCGCCCAAUGGAUUCCGGUACAACGACGACCAUACCAUCGGCCAAUUGGCAACUUUGGCCGCCGCGUCGAUACGAUACGAUGGACACGCACACGACUGCGAGAUCUCAAUCUGCAAAUUUUCAAGAUGCGCCGACAAGUCCGACGAGGCGAUGGCAUCACGUUGCCGUCGGUUUUUAUCGAAUUUUAUACGCAGGAAGCCGCCCAAGCGGCGCAUCAAGUACUGACACACCACCGACCGUUGCAAAUGUCGUCGCGCCUGCUCGGCAUUCGGCCAGACGAAAUCAUUUGGUCCUGCCUACGAAUGCCGUGGUGGGAACUCAUCAUCCGACGCUUUGGCGUCUUGACCUUGGUCACGGCGGCAAUCAUCUUUUGGGCCGUUCCAUCCGCUUUUAUUGGCACAAUUAGCAACAUCGAGGGUCUAACGCAGAAGCUCACGUUUCUCAGCUUUCUAAACAAGCUACCUAGUGUGAUUUUAAACUUUAUCCAAAGUUUUAUGCCAGCAGUGGUCUUGUCUCUGUGGAUGGCGGCAGUGCCCUGGAUGCUUCGAUUCUGCGGUGCCCAGUCUGGUAUUCCGACGAUAACACGAGUCGAAUUAUUCGUGCAAAAUGUGUAUUUUGCCUUUCAGGUCGUUCAGGUCUUCCUCAUCACCACCCUCACUUCGGCAGCGUCGUCGGCUCUUGGAAAGAUUUUGUCGAACCCUCUGGGUGCAAAAGAUCUCCUCGCCGAGAAUAUUCCCAAGGCAUCCAACUUUUACCUGUCCUACAUCAUGAUUCAGUGCCUAAUGAGUGGAGGAAUGCGCCUUAUCCAAGUUUUUGGAUUAAUUCGGCAUUACAUCGUCAGCCGUGUGAGCGCGGUACCUCGUACGAGGUACAAGCGCUGGUGUAAGCUCGACUCUCCAUAUUGGGGUGGCGUGUAUCCCAUCUAUACCAAUAUGGGCGUGAUUGCCCUCAGCUACUCCUGCAUUGCCCCCCUCGUCCUUCUCUUUGCCGCCGGGGGGUUGUUUGCAACCCAAGUGGUUUGGAAGUACAACCUCAUCUAUGUACUAGACUCUGACAUGGACACCAAGGGGUUGUUUUAUCCUCGGGCUCUCAUUCACCUGACCAUUGGUCUCUAUCUGGCCGAAAUUUGUCUUAUAGGCCUGUUCGCGUUGAAAGGUGCUUUUGCGCCUUUGGCAUUAAUGGUCUUGUUCUUCAUUUUUACAGGCCUCGUGCAUUUCUCCCUCAGCGACGCAAUUGCACCCCUUUUACUCAAUUUGCCGCAAACAUUGCCUCUCGAAGGUGAAAUCCAAGAAGAAGAAAAGGCAAAGGCUUUGCGGGAGAAGGAACUCGCCACGGCGAGGUUGGAGGGGGAAGACGGAGCGACGGGAGCGGCAAACGACUACUAUGACUCCGAACAAGUCUUUGGCGACGAGGAACAGCUGGAACAGUCAGACACCGAGGAAGAGGAAGAAGAGGAGGAUUCUGGAGACGAACACGGGCCCAUUACGGGAACCAGAGCCGUGGAAGGUGCAGCUAGCAUUGGGUCUACGUUGAAAGAAUGGGCCAAGGCUACAACCACGGCAAAAGUCAACAAGGAGAUCAACAGCCCAGGCGUACAGGAGUUUCUAGCCAAGAUUCAAUUCUGGAAACAUGACAAGCACGCGAAUGGCGAACCACCAGGCUUCCUGGCACGAUGGCUUCAUCCAGAAGAGUAUGAGGAUUUUGUUGCUUUGCGAAAUACCAUACCUGGGGAUCAACUCCGUCAUGUUGAGUACCCAUCCGAGUUUAGGAAGCGAUGCUACCUUCCGCCAGAGAUGUGGGCGCCAAAACCUACUUUAUGGGUACCUCGAGAUGAGGCCAGAGUCAGCAGACAAGAGGUUGCCCAUACCAAGAAAUACACGCCCAUCUCGGACAAGGGCGCAGAGUUGGAUGAGAAGGGUGGAGUGGUAGUCUAUUUCGACAAAGCACCGAUAAAGAAAGAGCGGAUGCUUCUGUAA
Molecule: messenger RNA, 3234 nt
Organism: Metarhizium brunneum ARSEF 3297
Lineage: Eukaryota; Fungi; Ascomycota; Sordariomycetes; Hypocreales; Clavicipitaceae
Cellular component (GO): plasma membrane
Molecular function (GO): calcium-activated cation channel activity
Source: RefSeq, a predicted model, not a curated record